UGAAGCUCGGACUCACAUGUGAAUCGUUCUCCUGUGUUGAUGCCGGGACCAGCGCUUCUCCCGUCAGCCUCCUGUCCGUGUCUUCUGUGGCUUUUCGCCGUGAUUGGCUCGCACACCGGCGCCUGAAUGCAUCACAGGGACGAGUGACAUUAUUAACAGUACACACUCAAACACACACACACGGCCACCCUGAAAGAUGUCUGGGACAGCGACCACAUCUGCGACCGCGCAGUCCGCCAAAAUGAAAAAGGACGAAUCUUUCCUGGGGAAAUUAGGAGGUACCCUGGUGCGGAAGAAGAAGUCUAAAGAAGUGAGUGAUCUCCAUGAAGAGGGGAAGAAGGCAAUCAAUGCUCCCAUGCUCCCCACCGGGACAGACAUCCAUCCCGAGGACACACUGCUGGAGGAAAACGCUGAGAGGAUCAUGUUGGACCCAACAUCGCGGGAGAAUCUUAAAUUUAAAGAUCUGCUGAAGGUCCUGAUCGACUGGAUCAACAGUGAGUUGGAAGAAGAGAGGAUCAUAGUCAAAGACCUGGAGGAGGACUGUUACGAUGGACAAGUGCUCCAGAAGUUAUUCGAGAAGUUGUCGGGCAGGAAGCUGAACGUGGCCGAGGUGACCCAGUCUGAGAUCGGCCAGAAGCAAAAGCUUCAGACGGUUUUGGAGGCUGUUAACGAAAUGCUGAGGCCUCACGGCUGGACUAUCGAGUGGAGUGUAGACUCGAUCCAUUCAAAGAACCUGGUGGCUAUUGUCUAUCUGCUGGUGGCUCUCGCUAUGCACUUCCAGGCCCCCAUCAGACUGCCUGAGCAUGUCUCUGUACAGGUGGUGGUGGUCAAGAAACGAGAGGGCAUCCUGCAGACUGCUCUAGUGACCAAAGAGCUGACGAGCACCACAGAAAUGAUGAUGGGAAGAUUUGAGAGGGACGCAUUUGACACUUUGAUGGAUCAUGCACCUGAUAAGCUCAACGUGGUAAAAACGUCGCUCAUCACCUUUGUGAACAAACACCUGAACAAGCUGAACCUGGAAGUUACUGAGCUGGAAUCUCAGUUUGCUGAUGGAGUGUACCUGAUAUUGCUGAUGGGGUUGCUGGAAGACUACUUUGUCCCUCUGUACAACUUCUUCCUCACCCCUGAGAGCUUUGAACAGAAGGUCCACAAUGUGGCGUUUGCCUUUGAGUUGAUGCAGGACGGAGGCCUGAAGAAACCCAAGGCCAGACCAGAAGAUGUUGUCAACCUGAACCUCAAGUCCACCCUCAGAGUUCUCUACAACCUGUUCACCAACUACAAAAACACUGAGUGAACUUUUCCAGUUCACUCAGUGUUCACUCAGCUGAUAUUACUCUGAAUUCUGUGCCUCUGCUGAUAUGCAUUUCAUUCUGGACACUGUAGGAGACCAACUGGGACUGAAAGUCAUUAUGCGGGACUUAAAAAGAACCAGGGGGAGUAGCCUGAAAAAGGCUCUGAAUGUUAGUGUUUAAUCUUCCCCAAAUGUCAGUAUAUUUAUUUAUUAUUUCCUCGAAUGUUGCAACCCAGGAAACCCUUCAACCUUCAUCCCUGCAUUUGAAUACACAGCUGUCACAGGAAAAAUGUGGUGAAUGGUAAUACUGGAAAACAUUAGUGUCAAACUCAGUCGCAUAUAUUCCUCCAGAUUAUUUAAGAAAGUUGAAAAUGCUGUUACAUAUUAUUUAGUAUCUAAAAGUGCUUUGUAUAGGUAUUAAAAGAAUAGUUUGACAUUU
Molecule: messenger RNA, 1730 nt
Organism: Seriola dumerili (greater amberjack)
Lineage: Eukaryota; Metazoa; Chordata; Actinopteri; Carangiformes; Carangidae
Gene: parvb
Product: parvin beta
Exons: 13
Coding region: 197-1294 (365 amino acids)
Biological process (GO): lamellipodium assembly; establishment or maintenance of cell polarity; substrate adhesion-dependent cell spreading
Cellular component (GO): focal adhesion; cytoplasm; lamellipodium
Molecular function (GO): actin binding
Source: RefSeq, a predicted model, not a curated record